Messenger RNA from Dictyostelium purpureum, 1200 nucleotides. RefSeq lists its product as uncharacterized. The coding region runs from base 1 to 1200 and encodes 399 amino acids. The record is from RefSeq and is a predicted model, not a curated record. The transcript has a single exon. Gene Ontology annotation, biological process: endosomal transport; endocytosis. Gene Ontology annotation, molecular function: calcium ion binding; protein binding. Gene Ontology annotation, cellular component: plasma membrane; cytoplasm. NCBI's taxonomy places the organism in Eukaryota, Evosea, Eumycetozoa, Dictyosteliales, Dictyosteliaceae.
AUGAAUGCAAAUAUUGGUGGUGGUAUGAAUAAUAAUAAUAAUAUGGGAAUGAAUAACAAUAAUAUGGGAGUGAAUAACAAUAAUAUGGGAGUGAUGAAUAACAAUAUGGGCGUUAACAAUUCAAAUAACUUUGGUGCAAAUAAUAAUAACAAUGUAAAUAACUUUGGUAUGAAUAACAAUGUGGGUGGUAAUAGCUAUGAUAGUUUUCCAUCACUUCAAGCACAACUUAAUAAUUUAAACAAUUUUAAUGGGUUAAAUAAAAUGAACAACACAAAUAACAGUAAUAAUAUGAAUAAUAUGAAUAAUAUGAAUAAUAUGAAUAAUAUGAAUAAUAAUAUGAAUAAUAUAAAUAAUAAUAUGAAUAAUAAUAUAAAUAACAAUUUAAGUAACAAUAAAAAUAAUGGUUUACUUAGUCCAAUCAACAAUAAUCCAAAUAAUACUCCAAAUAGUAAUGUUAAUAACAAUAAUGUUAAUAAUAAUAAUAAUAAUUCAUUCUAUAAUUCGAAUAACAAUAUGUUACAAGGUUUCCCAAGUAGAUUGCCAUUCUCUGAACAACAGCAACAAUCAGCAAAUACCACACCUAAUACAUCAUAUUUAAAUGUAAAAGGCGAAAUUCCACCAAUUAGCAACGAGUCGAAGGCACAAUAUAUAAAUGUAUUUUAUAAAAUUGGUGCUGUUGAUGGAACAAAACUUCCAGGAAGUGUAGCUAAACCAAUUUUCCAAAAAUCAGGUUUAUCAAAUGAAGAUCUUUCAAAGAUUUGGAAUUUAUCAGAUAUCGACAAAGAUGGUUGCCUAUGCGAUCAAGAGUUUAGCAUUGCAAUGCAUUUAAUCUAUGCUGUAAAAAAUGGAAUGUCCAUUCCCGCUGCCCUACCAAAACAUCUUAUACCAGCAUCCAAAGUAAUCUAUAACGUUUCAAAUCCAUCAAAUAAAAAUGAUUGGCAAACAUUUGACCAAGCAACUAUUCAUUAUAACAACAAUAACAAUAAUAACAGUAAUAACAACAACGUAAUACAAGCCCAAUUCCAACAACAAAAUUUUCAACAAAACCAAUUUUUUACAUCAACACCAUCAAGCGAAUUUAUUCCAUCAAGCUAUGUUCCAAAAUCCAAUGUUCCAGGUAGCGCAAUUACCUUUGACCAAAGAGUUGCUUUAUCAUCUGAUCUUGAUGCUGCUCUUGCCAAAAGAAAACAAUUUCAAUAA